AUGACAUCCAAUCUUCCAACAUCAACAGGUAAUUGUCGAGCUGGUGACAGCUGUUCAUUCAUCCAUGACCUGACGAAACAUCCUAGCCGUGCUACGGCAAAUAUAAUUGUGCCCGAGGUUUCUCAGGCUUCGACAUCGGAGGCUACACAAGGAGGACAACGCUUGAAUCAGAAUCAUUCAUCACAAGCUGUCACAAAUCCUGUUCCAGCGUCACGGGUAGUAUCAAAGCCGGUACCACAGGCACAAACCGAGAAUCCUCGAGAAUUUCAGCUUGGACAGAUUCGAAGGCGAUUCUCUCCCAAGGAGAUUCGUCCGUCUGGAAAUGCCGAGGGUACUACUAUACUGAGGUUUAACCUCACUCCGUCUGAUCCGGAUUUUCCCUUUGAAAUGACUGCAUUGGAGUGCUCUGUCUCGGUACCUGCCCAAUAUCCUACCUCGCCACCUACUUUGAGGGUGGAAAAUAAAGAUAUCCCUAGAGGAUUUUGUAUCAAUGUCGAAAAUGGCUUUGAUGAUUUGGUUAAAGAGAAAGAGAAUGCUACCUUAUUGGAUUUAAUAAAAUCCCUGGAUAAACAUUUGGAAGAAUUUCUAUCUGCGCAAAAAGCAGAGACAGUCAAGAUUGUCAUGAAUAAAGACACGCGACAUAUUUCCCUUUCUGGUAGAGAAGAACAACCUCCGGGUACACCACCGAAGUCUGAAUUUGCAAUGAAAGAUUCGGAACAACCUAAGGUUACUCCAAGUAAACCAACUGUAAGUUUCACAGAAUCCGAAAAGUCUGAGGCGUCGAGGAAAAGAGAGGUAGAGACUAGGCAAUUGGAAGCGAGAAUGGGUAGAUUGCCUCUUUACAAGAAGUCUAGUGACGGUAUUGCUUAUACCGUUCCGAUUGAACCUCGGAGACGUGGAGAAUUGCCACCAGCAAUCAAAGCUGUCAAGGCAAUUCAACUUUUUGUACCCACCAUCUAUCCACUCGAACCUUGUCGAAUCAGAUUGGAAGGAGUUGAUGCUCCGGAGGCAAAGUCUGUGGAGAAGGGAUUUGGGCAGAAAGCGGAGGAGGCAAAGGCUUUGAACUUGAUGGGCCAUAUCAAUUACCUUGCACAAAACAUGCACAUUCUAGCGAAGACUGUUUUGGAGACGGAAUCAAAACCAUCACCAGUUGUACAAACACCGCCACUUCUUGUUGAAGAACCCAAAUAUCUCAAGGGAAAGGGUUUGGUUACUGAAGAAGCCGAGGAGAAGAGUCACAUUCAAUAUAUCGCUCGACCACCUGAAUGGACAAUUGUCAACACCGAAGAUGCUGACUACUCCGACUCCGACUCAAUGUACUCUUACGACAGCGGAGACGACUUGGAGUCGGAAGAUGAAGGAGUUGAAGCCGAACACGUACUUGAAAACCAAAUACCAAAUCCUGAACGUGGUACAGCUAUAUCAUUUCCCUUCAUCGAGCUUUAUGGCAUCGAGUUGUUGGAGGUUACUACUUUGAACAUCACCGUCAAAUGUUCUCGCUGUAGGGAAAUUACCGAGAUCAAAGGUCUCAAAACUGGAGUUCAAAAAACAGAAAGUUGUAGGAAGUGUGCGACGGCACUUGUGGUCUGUUACCGUCGAGAUUUCGUUCACGCGAACAACGUCAGGGCUGGAUUUUUGGACUUGGAAGGAUGUGUAGUUGGUGAUAUGUUACCUAGUACAUUCUCACCAACAUGCUCUACAUGUUCCACCGUUUACCCAGCUCCAGGUAUCGUCUCUAUCCGCGGUGAAACAAUCACAAACAUUUGUCGGGAAUGUCAUUCCAAAUUCACCUUUUCAAUCCCCACCAUCAAGUUCCUGCAAAUAUCCUCUUCAGCAUCCCCUCACAAUAUACUCCCUAGAAAAAAGAAAGAAACACUAGGUAUCGUCCCGGGCACUCCUCUUCCCAAAAAUGGUCUUUGUAGACAUUAUGGAAAAAGUUACCGCUGGUUUCGCUUUAGCUGUUGCGAAAAGGUGUAUGCAUGUGACAAGUGUCACGAUGAAAAGGAAGCUCAUGUAAAUGAGUGGGCUAAGAGAAUGAUUUGUGGAUGGUGUAGUCGGGAGGGUCUUUACCGACCAGAAGAUUGUGCGGGGUGUGGAGAGCGGGUUAUUAGUAGAAAAAGGGGAGGAGCGAGUUUUUGGGAGGGCGGAAAGGGGACGAGGGAUAAGACAAAGAUGAGUAAAAAGGAUAAAAGGAAGUAUAAGAGGGUUGGGGGUGGGGUGGUUAAGAAAACUUGA
Sclerotinia borealis F-4128 is the source of this 2235-nucleotide messenger RNA. The record is from the annotation of a GenBank genome assembly. NCBI's taxonomy places the organism in Eukaryota, Fungi, Ascomycota, Leotiomycetes, Helotiales, Sclerotiniaceae.